Diachasmimorpha longicaudata is the source of this 1172-nucleotide messenger RNA. RefSeq names its product myosin light chain 1 (gene Mlc1). NCBI's taxonomy places the organism in Eukaryota, Metazoa, Arthropoda, Insecta, Hymenoptera, Braconidae. The transcript has 7 exons. Bases 61 to 519 code for a protein of 152 amino acids. The record is from RefSeq and is a predicted model, not a curated record. Gene Ontology annotation, molecular function: calcium ion binding. Gene Ontology annotation, cellular component: myosin II complex.
CUUCUCGUUCUUACUUCGUUCGGUGAACACCCAGAAGCCACAAACACAUUAUCAACAGCAAUGGCCGAUCUUUCCCCCAGAGAAGUCGAGAGGGCGGAAUUCUGUUUCUCGAUUUACGAUGCCGACGGCACGAACGUCAUCGACGCUAUUGAUCUCGGAAAUGUUCUUCGUGCCCUCAACCUGAACCCCACGAAUGCGACAAUUGAGAAAAUGGGUGGUACGGCGAAGAAGAACGAGAAGAAAAUGGCCUUCGAUGAAUUCCUACCUAUCUUCAGUCAACUCAAGCACGACAAGGAUCAGGGAACCUAUGAGGACUUCCUCGAGUGUCUGAAACUCUACGACAAAGCGGAAAACGGUACCAUGCUGUUUGGUGACCUGCAAAACAUGCUCCUGACCCUCGGUGAGAAGCUUGAGGAUGCUGAGGUCGACACUGUCCUGAAAGAAUGCUGCGAACCAGAGGAUGAAGAUGGUUUCAUUCCCUAUGCACCUUUCCUGAAGAAAAUGAUGGUGCUUCUGUAAAUCCAGAUAAAUGUUUAAAUAUGACCAGCCGGAUGUAGAAAUAUGUCACCCUUUCCUACGUCGGCUGUGUGACCGAGAGGAAGAAUCGAAUCAAUAAACACCAAAUGCCACCUCAAGUCCAGCGAUUCUUCGAGAUAAUUUUUGAAAAGAAUAAUAAGGCGCGAGAAGAGCCACGAAUACUUUAAUUGCAUCAUGUCACACACUCGCGUACGAGUUUCAUCUUUCUAUCCGUUUCACAUAUUUUUGUUUCGUUUAUAUCGAUCCAAGGACGGCCAGUAAAUUAAUAAAACGGAAUGAAAUCAUCAGCCACAAAAGAAUCUAAUUAAGAUGCGAGAAACUAUUCGCCGAACACAGAACGCGUCAUUUCAUUUGGUUUUGGACAAUAUUACCUCAUUACCCUGAAUUGCCUCAAUAAUUUACCUUCAUUGUUCUUUAUUUAGCAUAUUUUUCUUCUUUAGGAAGUGAAAAUUCAUGUACUUUGAUUAUUUAUUUAAAUGAAAAUGGAAACCCAACAUAUUUUAUGAUGUAUGCAGGUGCAUUGUGUUAAACCGAAUAAAAUGACUGUUAUUUUAAUUAUUACGAAUUAAUAAAAUUGAAUAUUACAUAAAUAAAUUGCACUUUCGAUUGAUGAGAGAGUGCCAAAAACCAAAUAA